Selaginella moellendorffii is the source of this 623-nucleotide messenger RNA. Its product is annotated as adrenodoxin-like protein 2, mitochondrial. Lineage: Eukaryota; Viridiplantae; Streptophyta; Lycopodiopsida; Selaginellales; Selaginellaceae. Gene Ontology annotation, cellular component: mitochondrion. Gene Ontology annotation, molecular function: 2 iron, 2 sulfur cluster binding. Gene Ontology annotation, biological process: P450-containing electron transport chain. The transcript is spliced from 7 exons. Bases 22 to 528 code for a protein of 168 amino acids. The record is from RefSeq and is a predicted model, not a curated record.
UUUAAGUUAGGGCUCGUGGCAAUGUGGAGACGGGCAUUUGGGCAGGCGCAUGGAUUCCGGCGUGUGAGGCGCGAUUGGAUUUCACAACCAGAUGGCCAGAGAUCCUCAGCUAUAUCGACUGCGGUAUUGAUGCGAUCCAAGGCAGAGGCAAAUGGCAAAGAAGACAAAGAAACGAUCGAGGUGACUUUUAUAACCAAAGAAGGCGAUCGGAAGACGAUUCGAGUUCCAGUUGGGAUGUCGAUGUUGGAGGCUGCUCAUGAGAACGACAUCGAGCUUGAAGGUGCUUGCGAGGGCUCAUUGGCGUGCUCGACUUGUCAUGUCAUUGUGAAGGAUGAGAAGUUUUAUCGGAUGCUCAAGGAGCCAUCGGACGAGGAGAAUGACAUGCUUGAUCUUGCAUUUGGACUUACAGAGACGUCUCGUCUGGGAUGCCAAGUGAUUGCAAAGCCCGAACUCAACGGCAUGGAGUUGGCUCUCCCAGCAGCAACAAGAAACUUCGCUGUGGAUGGACAUGUACCAAAACCGCAUUAGAUAAGUAGGAUUUUUGUCGUCGUUUUCGUUCUUGAGGUUAAGCUAUUGACAGAAAAUUCGUUCUAGUUCAAUAUAACAGAAUUAUUUGCAAACAA